Molecule: messenger RNA, 225 nt
Organism: Prunus armeniaca (apricot)
Lineage: Eukaryota; Viridiplantae; Streptophyta; Magnoliopsida; Rosales; Rosaceae
Source: the annotation of a GenBank genome assembly
AUGUCUGGUUCUUGGAGGCACAAGUGCUUGCUCUUCACUCUUGUUGCUUUCAUUGUUCUCUCAGAAGCAUCAAGGUUGCCUAAGGACUGUUGGCAACAGAUGCUGCCCAAGAAGCUACCAACUCCUUCCUCAUCUCCCUCCAAAGGCACGAAUUCGGCGACUAAAUCUUCCUCCAAGUCCUUGGAAGCUCAUAGGAAACUCCCCUCAUCAGAUGGAAAAGUCUAG